CCUCAUGCAGUUCCACGGAGAAGUCUGCAGCUCUGUACUCAGUGAGAAUCGACACGUCGGACAGACCGUGUCCUGUUCAAGCCACAGUCUGAGGCAAGCUCUAUCACAACACAGCAGAGGGAGAGAAAUCACAAUUCCAAUGAAUUCAGUAUAUACAGUAACUAUAUAUAAGGUUUGCGUACGUGUGGAAGAUGUGUCUACAGGGGAGUCUCCUGGCGGUUGUCAUGGUUUCCCAGCAAAUGGCGCAGAU
Messenger RNA from Geodia barretti, 250 nucleotides. The record is from the annotation of a GenBank genome assembly. Lineage: Eukaryota; Metazoa; Porifera; Demospongiae; Tetractinellida; Geodiidae.